Molecule: messenger RNA, 982 nt
Organism: Durotheca rogersii
Lineage: Eukaryota; Fungi; Ascomycota; Sordariomycetes; Xylariales; Xylariaceae
Exons: 1
Coding region: 65-922 (285 amino acids)
Source: RefSeq, a predicted model, not a curated record
GUCCGUACCCCCCGCCACCCCGCCGUACCGUGCCAGGGGAGUCGCCUCUCGUGCGUGCCAGGCGAUGCUCUCCUCCGAACACCUCCUCCUCCCUGCCGACGACGCCGGAGACGCCGGACCUGCUGCUGAUAGGGAGUGGCCCUCCCUCAGCGAUCGCGCGUCGUAUUAUACCCACGAGCUGAACCCCCACCCUCUCACCGGCAACUAUGCCCGCCUUCUCGACGAGAAGCUGUCUCCUGCGAGCAGCGCUGGACCAUCCGAUGGGGACGUCUGGCCCGCUGCUCGGGAGGCCGAGCGUGCUGCCGACUACCUCAGCAAGACUGGCCCCGACGACGAGCCCCCGAGCCCGAUCGAAGACUUCGACCCCUCGGCCGACCGCGUUUCCCCCUUGAGCGACGUCUCGGGCUGCCGGGCCGUGGUCAAGGUCCUCGGGCGCGGGCGCGUCGUGCCGCCGGGGUCGGCGAAGCUGCUGCUCGCCUCGCAGCCGGCCCGCGCCGGCAUCGUCAAGUCGGCGACCGUGGGCAACAUCCACAAGCUGCUGCCGGCGCCGCCCCACGGCGACCCCGUGGCCGCGUACGUCGAGCGCGACAACCUGAUCGUGCGCAACGCGCUGGCGAGACUGCAGGCGCUCAGCGCCGAGCACCCCCCGCCCCUCCCGAUGUCUCAGUCGACCCCGGCCCUCCACGCGGCCCCCACGCUCCGUAUUGAGACAGGGGAGCGCCGCGGAGCCGGCGAGGACGGCGCGGAGCCCGCUACCGAGCCAGUCGGCCUUCCCGAGACGGCCCCUCGCGACGUGCCGGGAGGCCCGUCCGGACACAAGGUGCGUGACCCACGAACCGUAGCGUUUCCGGCAACCCCCGCCGCUCCGGGCGUCGGACGGCGGGGGGCGCUCGGCAUCGUUGAGGGGCAGCGCGUCGGCUAACGGCGACCCACAGACUCCCGAGACUCCGCGCGACGAGGCGUCGUGCGGCCAAGACGCGGC